AGAAUCACAGGGAAGGCAUUCUCAAUCUAGAAGGUACAACUCCAAGAAGCAGGAACUGUAGGCAAUCCACAGUCCCCCUAUCAGCUAUAGCAGAGAUCUAUACGAAAAUUGAUUUGACAUCAGUCUUCGAAUCUCAAUAAUGAGACCUCUUCAUCCUUCAAGCAGGCCCUCCUCCAACAGGAUGAGAUUCACUCUUUUCCAUCUGAUCUGCGCUGCCGUCUUCUUCUCUCUUUUCGUUUUCGGCAUUCAGUCUUCUCUCUUCGCCGGCAGCAGGAGGAUUUCGAAUAACAUCAACAUUCAGAUUUUAUCGGAUUUCCAGUCCAGUGUUCAGCAAUGCAUGGCAAACAGAGGGUUUGGAAUUACUGCACAUAUUAUUGACCACUGCAAAUUGAUUCUCAAGUUCCCUGAAGGCACUAACAGUACCUGGUUCAAUACACAAUUUAAAAAAUUUGAAGCCUUGGAAUACAGUUAUGAUGUUUGUGAGACAAUUUUGCUUUGGGAGCAGUAUCGUAACAUCACUACAGUUUUGACAAGAGAAUACCUAGAUGUUCGGCCAGAUGGAUGGUUGAACUAUGCUGCAAAAAGGAUAGCUCAAUUGGGAGCUAAAGAUUGCUCAAAUCGGACUCUUUGUGAGGAGCAUCUUAAUUUAUUAUUACCAGCAAAACCCCCUUUUCACCCUCGCCAGUUUCAAACAUGUGCGGUUGUUGGAAAUUCAGGAGAUCUUUUAAAGACAGAAUUUGGAGAAGAGAUUGAUAGCCAUGAUGUGGUUAUACGUGAGAAUGAGGCUCCUGUUAAUAAGAAAUACGCCAAGUAUGUUGGACUGAAGAGGGAUUUCCGACUUGUAGUAAGGGGUGCUGCCCGUAACAUGGUUACCAUUCUCAAUGGAUCUGAUGAUGAGGUACUCAUCAUCAAAAGUGUGACCCAUAGAGAUUUCAAUGCAAUGAUAAAGAGUAUUCAAAAUCCAGUUUAUCUUUUCCAAGGUAUUGUGCUUCGCAGAGGUGCCAAAGGAACUGGAAUGAAAUCUAUAGAACUAGCACUUUCCAUGUGUGACAUUGUUGACAUAUAUGGUUUCACCGUUGAUCCUGGGUACACAGAAUGGACCCGAUACUUCUCUACACCAAGGAAAGGACACAAUCCACUUCAAGGAAGGGCAUAUUACCAGCUCCUAGAGUGCCUUGGGGUUAUUAGGAUUCAUUCUCCCAUGAGAGCUGAGAGGAAGCAAGAUUGGUCAGAUGUUCCAAGUCGAGAAAUGAUAAGCAGAGCACAUGCUGCGGCCUUGCACUUACGAAAGGGUCAAGCUGAUCAGGCUGGAGAUUUGGGACAAUUUGGUAACUGUAAAGUGUGGGGCAAUGGAGGCCCUGAGAAUAGUGGGCCCAUUUCAGGAUCUCCAGACAUGAGUGAUCUUAGAAGAAAUUCAAACUACAGUAAAUGGGAGGCAAUGCCGUUUGAGAGUUUAAGAAGGGAAGCGAGGGAUCACUAUUUUCAAAUGGAAGGUGUUUCUAUGUACAAAAUGGAUGGCAACAAAUUGGAUGACUUGGUAUGCGUGAGGCAUUCCUUCUUAAAAUCCAAGGAAUGAACAAAGUUGUAGGCUGACACCCUUUUGUACUCCUAUAUUUUGCUGGAUGAGAGUCGGCCAAACUGAGUAUCUUCAUUUUCUCGAAGAACUUCAGCAAAAUUUUUGGACGAGGAUUCAUGUGCCACUACUCCUUUGUCCCAAUUUCAAGCAGAUGUCCGGUGCUUCAUAUCCAGAAAAUGUCAAAGGCAUCAUAGGAACUCAACCCUUUCACAUAUAGAGGAGAGGAAAUUUUUUGUAGUAUGUGUAACCUUAUGGAAAAGUCUGUGGAUAUUGAAAGGUCAUAUUUACAAAAAUCCAAAAAAAAAAAUGAUGGUUCUUGUGCUAUUUUUGUUGAA
Vitis riparia (riverbank grape) is the source of this 1911-nucleotide messenger RNA. Its product is annotated as sialyltransferase-like protein 1. The record is from RefSeq and is a predicted model, not a curated record. The coding region runs from base 140 to 1576 and encodes 478 amino acids. Gene Ontology annotation, biological process: pollen germination; pollen tube growth. Gene Ontology annotation, molecular function: sialyltransferase activity. Lineage: Eukaryota; Viridiplantae; Streptophyta; Magnoliopsida; Vitales; Vitaceae. The transcript has 11 exons.